Messenger RNA from Sitophilus oryzae (rice weevil), 970 nucleotides. RefSeq lists its product as uncharacterized. The transcript has 2 exons. The record is from RefSeq and is a predicted model, not a curated record. Lineage: Eukaryota; Metazoa; Arthropoda; Insecta; Coleoptera; Curculionidae. The coding region runs from base 143 to 685 and encodes 180 amino acids.
ACCACCGCCAGCUGUUGGGGUCCGUCGAGCUCAGAGUUCUAGAGUACUACCGGUACAGUACGCUACUUACACCGCUUAUUUUACAGUGUUUUUUAUUUCCAAUUCAAUUAAUUUUAAUUUGUGCUUUUAUAACUUGAGUGCCAUGGAAAACACUACUCACGACAUUUGCAAGAUCAUUAUUCUGGAAAGCAAGCAAAAAAGACUGUUUCAUCCAAGGAUCCACGAGAAUUUUUUCAACAGGAUUUCUCUGCAUAAAAAACCAACAUCCUCAUCAACAAAACGUUGUCUUUUCGGUAAGGCCAACUCAGAUGACACUAAGAAGCUUCUACAAGAACAGUACCUUCAAGACCAGGAAAGAUUUUUCAAAAAGUUUGGGUUCGAUAUCAAGACCAUCGAAGAUCUGGAGAAUUGCAAAGACGAUGUGAGGGAAAACAUAGAGAAUGAUCGGAAUACUCAGAAUAAAAAAUCUGAAACGACUGCAUGCGGACUGUUUGACGUUCCUGUUAAAAAUCUGGGGAGGAAAAUCUUGAAAGCCCGGAGGAAAGUGACGUUUAGUAAAGCUCAGACCAGUCAAAGUCAGAAAUUUAUUACUGAUUUCUAUCAAUCAAGAAAAAGUUCCUGCAUUCUCUCAGAUAAAAAUUCACAACCACAAGAAUCCAGCAGUACCUCAAGCCAAAGCUGUUGAACCAGUACUCAUCUAGAUAUUUUACCUCAUACAACUCUAAAAGAGUACCCAAAUAAGACUGUAUAUAGAUAAAAUUAUAACAUACGGCUUAUAAUGCCAAAGCCUUUAAUUCCUUAAUUUCUUAAUUUAUAAAUAAAUAUUUAUUAAUUUUUCAUUAAAUAAUGUUAACUUAAAGGUUUAGUUUUGUCAUCGUUAUUACCAAAUAUUUAGUUUUUUUUUUAUUAAAAGAAAAACAAUAAGAAUUUUGUGAAAUAGAAAUAGCAUUAUUUGCUUAUAGGAAGUUGA